AUGAUGCCAAGCUGAAGGGACUGGCAGCUCCCAGCAAUCUGUCAAUGAAUCAGACACUAGAAGGGCAUAGUGGUGCUGUGCAGGUGGUGACUUGGAAUGAACAGUACCAGAAACUGACGACAAGUGACCAAAAUGGCCUCAUUAUUGUGUGGAUGCUUUAUAAAGGUUCCUGGUAUGAGGAGAUGAUAAACAAUAGGAACAAAUCAGUUGUUCGAAGCAUGAGCUGGAAUGCGGAUGGGCAGAAGAUCUGCAUUGUCUAUGAAGAUGGAGCUGUUAUUGUUGGAUCAGUAGAUGGUAACCGGAUUUGGGGGAAAGAACUAAAAGGUAUCCAACUGUGUCAUGUUGCUUGGUCACCUGAUAGCAAGAUUCUUCUUUUUGGCAUGGCUAAUGGAGAAAUCCAUAUAUAUGACAAUCAAGGGAAUUUCAUUGUAAAGAUGGCUAUGAACUGCUUUGCCAAUGUGACGGGUGCAAUCAGUAUUGCUGGAAUACAUUGGUAUCCUGGAACAGAAGGCUAUGUUGAACCAGACUGCCCUUGCUUGGCAAUCUGCUUUGAUAAUGGAAGAUGUCAAAUAAUGCGCCAUGAGAAUGAUGAAAGUCCUGUAAUGAUUGAUACUGGAAUGACUGUGGUAAGCAUCCAGUGGAAUUACUGUGGGAGUGUUCUAGCCAUGGGAGGCUCGCAGAAGGUAGCAUCCCAGGAUAAGGAUGUCAACGUUGUACAGUUUUACACACCUUUUGGAGAGCAUUUGCGUACAUUAAAGGUCCCUGGUAAACAGAUGUCUGCAGUAUCAUGGGAAGGAGGAGGCCUAAGGAUUGCACUAGCUGUAGAUUCUUUUAUAUAUUUUGCCAACAUCAGACCAGAUUACAAGUGGGGCUAUUGCUCCAACACUGUUGUCUAUGCACAUACCAGACCAGACCGCACAGAGUACUGUGUUGUCUUCUGGGAUACCAAGAACAAUGAGAAGUAUAUCAAAUACGUCAAGAGCCUAAUGUCCAUAACCACCUGUGGGGACUUUUGUAUACUGGCAACCAAGGCAGAUGAUUCACAUCCUCAGGAAGACAAUGAGGCGGCGUCUGUGAGUGCAUCGUAUAUGCUUGUCCUUUGUAAUUCUAUUGGAACUCCUUUGGACUCAAAAUACAUUGAUAUUGAUCCACUGUUUGUGACAAUGACCAAGACCCAUGUGAUUGCGGCCUCCAAAGAAGCCUUCUAUACUUGGCAGUACCGGGUGGCAAAGAAACUAACAGCAAUGGAGAUCAAUCAGGUUUCAAGGACAAGAAAAGAAGGCAGAGAAAGGGUUUAUCAUAUUGAUGAUACCCCUACCGGAGCUGCUGAUGGAAUGCCUGACUUCACAAAAGCCUUCACUGCUACGAGAGAUUCUAUUUGCUGCAUCACAGCCACUGACAAGACUCUGAUAGUGGGCCGUGAAUCUGGCACUCUCCAAAGAUACAGUCUGCCUAAUGUUGGCUUGGUCCAGAAAUAUGUCUUAAACUGCAGGGCCUAUCAGCUCUCACUUAAUUGCAAUUCCAGCCGUCUUGCCAUCAUUGAUAUCACAGGAGUUCUGACAUUUUUUGAUAUUGAAGCCCGUGUGACAGACGGCUCAGUGCAUUCAACAGUGGGUGAGCUGCUGAAGUUUGAGCGCAAAGAUGUGUGGGAUAUGAAGUGGGCCAAUGAUAAUCCAGAUCUCUUUGCAAUGAUGGAGAAGACCAGAAUGUAUGUCUUUAGAAACUUGGACCCUGAGGAACCUAUCCAGACUUCUGGGUACAUAUGCAACUUUGAAGACUUAGAAAUAAAGUCUGUUCUGCUGGAUGAAAUCCUAAAGGAACCUGACAUACCCAAUAAAGAUUAUCUCAUCAAUUUUGAGAUCCGGUCUCUACGUGAUAGUCGGGCACUUAUUGAGAAGGUUGGAAUUGAGGAUGCAUCCCAGUUUAUUGAAGAUAACCCACAUCCUAGACUAUGGCGCUUACUGGCUGAAGCGGCUCUUGUGAAGUUGGACCUUAAGACAGCUGAGCAGGCAUUUGUGCGCUGUAAAACCUACCAGGGCAUUGAGUUUGUGAAACGUCUCAGUAACCUACAGAGCGAGUCCAUGAAGCAAGCUGAGGUUGCAGCUUAUUUUGGGAGGUUUGAGGAAGCUGAAAGAAUGUAUUUGGAUAUGGACAGGAGAGACCUUGCAAUCAGUCUGAGAAUAAAGCUAGGGGAUUGGUUCCGGGUACUCCAGCUACUGAAAACAGGCUCUGGUGAUGCUGAUGAUACCCUUCUUGAACAAGCGUACAAUGCCAUUGGGGACUACUUUGCUGAUAGACAAAAGUGGGUGAAUGCUGUUCAGUAUUACCUGCAAGGCCGAAACCAGGAACGCCUGGCUGAAUGUUACUAUAUGCUUGAGGAUUAUGAUGGAUUGGAAAGACUUGCAAAUUCCCUUCCAGAAAAUCACAAAUUGCUCCCUGAUAUUGGCCACAUGUUUGUGACUGUAGGCAUGUGUGAACAGGCAGUGAGUGCAUAUCUGAAAUGCAACAAACCUAAAGCUGCUGUUGAUGCCUGUGUGCAUCUUAAUCAGUGGAAUAAAGGUGUUGAGCUGGCGAAGAACCACAACAUGAAAGAGAUUGGAUCCCUUUUAUCAAAAUAUGCAUCCCAUCUAUUAGAGAAGAAUAAAACCCUGGAUGCUAUUGAGCUGUACAGAAAAGCCCAUUAUUUCCUCGAUGCAGCCAAACUGAUGUUCAAGGUACUUCUGUUUUGGUUGUGGUUUUGGGUAGCCAAUGGUUAUGAAACUCCACUUGACCUUGCUAUGUUUUUAUUAUGACAUGGGUUUACAACAAACUUCACAGUGCUGUGACAGUGAGUGUCAAUUUUGCUAAUUAAGGAGG
This is a messenger RNA of Acipenser ruthenus (sterlet), 2856 nucleotides long. RefSeq names its product WD repeat-containing protein 35-like. Gene Ontology annotation, cellular component: intraciliary transport particle A; non-motile cilium. Gene Ontology annotation, molecular function: protein binding. The record is from RefSeq and is a predicted model, not a curated record. Gene Ontology annotation, biological process: intraciliary retrograde transport; non-motile cilium assembly; protein localization to cilium. Lineage: Eukaryota; Metazoa; Chordata; Actinopteri; Acipenseriformes; Acipenseridae.